Closterium sp. NIES-67 is the source of this 752-nucleotide messenger RNA. NCBI's taxonomy places the organism in Eukaryota, Viridiplantae, Streptophyta, Zygnematophyceae, Desmidiales, Closteriaceae. The record is from the annotation of a GenBank genome assembly.
CUUGUGGAAGCGGAUGAUUUGGGUCCAAGGGCGUGGAAACUACUACGUGAUGUGAUUCAGCCCAACACUCUCCCGAUGGUGAUCGUGCUCGAGAAGGAACUUGCUGCCAUCUCCAUGCGACCAGGGGACGAUGUGAAGCCGGUCCUUGACAAGAUCAAGGACACCUAUGCAAGGAUGGCAGCAGUGGGCAGCAGUGUAUCUCAGCUGCAGCAGUGCACCAAGAUCAUCUCGGUAGCUCCUUCCCUCUCAGGCAGCCGCUAUUUCUUGACAAUUGUGGAUGACCACACUCGGGCAGUGUGGGUUUACCAUUUGAAGAGCAAGGGGGAGGUGGCAGCGGCUGUCCUUAAGGAGUGGAUGCCUAGAGCUCAGAGGGAGUGCGGACACAAGGUGAAGGUGAUCCGCAGUCACAAUGGUGGGGAGUUCAUUGGAGCUGAUUUUGAGGGGGAGUUGAAGAGGAAGGGAAUCCAACAUCAACUGACAGUGCCCUACAACCCGCAGCAGAAUGACGUGGCUGAGAGGUAUUUGCAAUGAUAGAUCUUGAGAAGAUCUUUCCGACGCAACAAGAAUCCCUUCAAUCGGAGCAAGAACGCGAAAGCUAUGAAGAUUCAAAGUUCAUGAGCUUGCGUUACAAUUGCGGCGGUUACAAAGUGAAGUUGUGGGGUGACUCUAUAUGGAGUUGGGACCUUUGGGGUUAGGGAAAUUUGUCACUCUACUGUAACAGCUGCAAAUUGGUUGGGAACAACCAAGCUAGG